Homarus americanus (American lobster) is the source of this 1227-nucleotide messenger RNA. Its product is annotated as collagen alpha-1(I) chain-like. The coding region runs from base 1 to 1227 and encodes 408 amino acids. The record is from RefSeq and is a predicted model, not a curated record. NCBI's taxonomy places the organism in Eukaryota, Metazoa, Arthropoda, Malacostraca, Decapoda, Nephropidae. The transcript is spliced from 4 exons.
AUGGGCCCUCCCAGAGACCGAAGCACUCCCAGGGGCCGUCCCAGGGACGGUGGCACCCCUAAGGGCUCUCACAAGGACACCAGCACUGCCAGGUGCCCUCCCAGGGAGAGCAGCACCCGCAUAGGCCCUUCCAGGGGUGGUGGAGCAGGCAAGGGCGCUCCCAGGGACAGCAGCACUGCCAGGGGCUCUCCCAGGGUCAGCAGCACCCUAGGGGCCCUCCCAGGGACUGGGGCACCAUCAGAGACCCUGCUAGGGGCGGUGGCGCCCUCAGAGUCCUUGUCAAGGGUGCUGUCACCCUCAGAGGAUAUGCAAGGGGCGCUGGCGCCCCCACAGGCUCUCACAAGGACAGGGGUGCUCCCAGGUGCCCUCAGUGGGACAGCGACGCCCCCAGGGGUCAUGCAAGGGACAGAUGAGCUCCCCGGGGCGGCACUGACAUCAGGGACCGUACCAAAGGUCCCCCAGGGGUCCUAUAGGGCCGUCCUUGUGAUGGGAGCGCCCCCAGGGACCGUGCCAGGGGCAGUGGAGCUACCAGCAGCCCUACCAGGGGCGGCGCUCUCCCAGGGACCGUACCAAGUGUCCCCAGAGGUCCUAUGGGGCUCUACCAGCGAAAACGGCGCCUUACGGGCCCUCCCAGGGACGGUUGCACCAUCAGAGACCCUACUAGGGGCGGUGGCGCCCCUAGGGGCCUUGCCAGAAACGGAGGCGCCCUCAGAGGCCUUGUCCUGGGCGCUGGCGCACUCUGAGGACUUGCAAGGGGCGCUGGCGCCCCCACAGGCUCUCACAAGGACAGGGGUGCUCCCAGGUGCCCUCAGUGGGACAGCGACGCCCCCAGGGUCAUGGCCCUCCCAUGGACAGGAGUCCUUCCAGGGGCCCUCUCAGGGACGGGGGCGCUCCAGAGGCCAUGCCAUGGGCGGUGGCGAUCUCAGAGUCCUUGCCAGGGGUGCUGGCAAUCGAAGGGGGUCUCGCCGGGACAGCAGCGCAGCCAGAGCCAUCCAAGGGACGGCAGCGACCUCUGGGGCCCUCCUAGAAACGGCAGCGUUCCAAGGGGUCCUUGCCAUGGGCAGUGGGGCUCCCAGGGGCUCUCCCAGCGACAGUGAGGCACAUAUGAGCCCUCCGAGUGACAGUGGCGCUCCCAGGGGCAUUGUCAGGGACAGUGUUCCUCCCAGGGAUCCUCCCAGUAGCGGCGCUGACCCCAGCGGCCAUACCAAGGGUCCCCAGGGGCCCUAA